Nerophis lumbriciformis (worm pipefish) is the source of this 3379-nucleotide messenger RNA. RefSeq names its product meiosis-specific nuclear structural 1 (gene mns1). Gene Ontology annotation, cellular component: motile cilium. Gene Ontology annotation, biological process: cilium organization. The record is from RefSeq and is a predicted model, not a curated record. Lineage: Eukaryota; Metazoa; Chordata; Actinopteri; Syngnathiformes; Syngnathidae.
AGGUUUAAAUAGCAGCUGGAUGAUUGACACCAGGUGUGGCCAGGUGCCAAUCAGCCGCAGCUGAGGGGAAGCAGCGCUCAGGGAGACAAUGAGGAAAUAACCAAAAUAAGAGCGUUGACAGGAAAUGACAGAGGAAAAACUAAAACUAGACUAAACUGUCAGGGACAAGCCUGACAUUCUGUUGAGUUUUGUGCCGACUGCCUUUUUCUUCUGCCAGGUCCAUUAGCACUUCUUUCCUUUUCUACUUGACAUUUUACACUCGCAGUAGAUAAACUUGGCUCACUCCUUGUCGGCCUGAUAUUUUAUUUAUUUGGCGCGCUGCGCGGUGCCGCUACUUCCCAUGAUGCAUUGCGUGAUGAUCGCGUGGUCUGGUGGCAUAGCGCCUUCGGCGGUUCCCAUGGAAACAGAGACUCAAAAACAUUUGCCAAACGUCGUCAACACGCUUUAAAGGACUUCAAAGCUCUUUACUGACAUGGUAUUGUAGCGCGGUGAGAAGAAAGGGCAGAAAAGAGUUGAGUUUAAAAUCGUGGUGUAUGUAGAUAUAAAAGUUGAUUGUACAUAAAAAGGUGUAAAAAUGAAUCGAGGCAAAAUAAUUAUCAGUAAGAAGGUAGGCUUGAACAAGCCGGACAACGCUGCAAAAACGUGUCUGAAUCAUAACCUGAGCAGGAGUCAACAGUACAAGAUGGUGGUACACCGACGCGCCCAAGAAGAACACAAGCAGCUGGAGGCCUCGCGAGUGGACCGUGACAGGCAGAUGGUGGCCGCCAUGAAGGAGGAGGAGAACGUCGACAGUAAGAGGUUCCUACGACAGGUGCAGGAGGAGCAGAAAGAGAGGGAGAUAGAGAGCGUCAUGAUACAGGCCCAUACUGAGAGAAUAUUAAGAACAAAGCAACUUGAACAAGAGGAAAGACUCGCCAAAGAGCUGGCCCGUAUCAACCAAGAGAGGCAAAGAGAACAAAAGAUGAGGCAGUACAUUAGAGAUAACAGCAUUGAGCUACGAGAAUUAGAGUCCAAGUUGAAACUGGCUUACGUGAACAAGGAGCGAGCUGCACAGAUGGCAGAGCAGGAAGCUAUAAAGACUGAGACAAUGCGCCAAAAUGCGGAACUUGACAGCAAAAUGCAGAGCGACCGUGAGCAGGCAGCCAUCGAAGAGCAGAAUAUGGAGCAGAAAAAACUGGAGGAGCAGCUUGAAUAUCAGCGAGAGCUGAGCCUACAGCUCGUGGAGCGAGAGCGUAAGAGACAAGUGGCGUAUGAGGACUUCUUAAAGGAGAAGCUCAUGGUGGAUGAGAUAGUCCGCAAGAUUUACCAAGAGGAUCAAAUGCAGCAACAGAUGAAACUGGAGAGGGUGCGAGCCACCCAGCAGCACAUCGAGGAGUUCCAGAGGCAGCAAGCUGAGUGGCGGCGCUUGGAGAAAGAAAGGAUGGAGGAGGAGAACAGACGCAUCAAGGAGUUUGCCAGCAAUCAGCAGAAGUCGGCAGAGGACAGGAUGGCCAAGAUCAGAGAGCGAGAAGAAGCAUUACAACAUCUGAGAGACACGCUUGCAGAGCAAAUUAAAGAGGAGAACAAACAGCGUGAAGAGAUGGAGAGAGUCCGCGAGGAGCUUUGUUUAGAGGAACAAGAAGAGACGUACAGGAGGCAAGAAAUUGAAGAGAUGGAGAAAAAUAUCAGACAGAAGCUGAUGAUGCAGAGGACCUGCCAGGAACAAAUGGCUAUGAAGGAGAUGCGUCGACUGGCAGAAAAAGAGGAAGAGGAGGAGUUCCGCAAAACGAUGAUGGAUAAGUUUGCGGAGGACGACCGCAUAGAACAGAUGAACGCCAAAAAACGACGCAUGAGGCAACUGGAGCACAGGCGUGAGGUGGAGAAACUGAUAGAGGACAGACGGCAACAGCUGGAGGCCGAUAAGGAACUGAAGGCCAAAGAGGCCGCGAUGGAAGAGGAGAGGCAGGCGUUCUGCAGACAGGUCAUAGAAGAUGAGAGGCAACGACUUCUCAAACGUCACGCUACAAAACUUCUUGGACACUUCCCGAAGGGUUUGCUUCGUGAAGACGACCUGAAGCACUUCGAUGAAGAAUUCAGAAAUAACUUCAAGAUACGUCAGGCAGAUAACUCAGAAAAUGAUUGAUUUUUGAAGCUUUUAUUUUAAGUUUCAGACGUUACAAACUUCUUAUGGCUGAAUGAUGGCAAUCCUUUCAUGACCAACUCAGGGUACACAUGUAUUACCUGAUGCCAUCCUACAGGAAAGCUAGAAUUGUCGUGCAAUUGCAAUCUAUACAGCCACAGUAAUAAAAAUAUUGUUAAAAAGAAUCUAGUGCCAGUCAAAACAACAUUUUGUAAUGAUGAGAUUUAUUGAUCAGGACAUACUGCAAAAAAGAGCUGUCAAAAUACAAGAUUAAAAAGACUAAAUUUUAGGGAAAAAAUACUAAAACCUUGUGAAAUUAACUAGCUGCAUGGACAGAUAAUUUUACUUGAUAAGACAUUCUAAAUUAAUAUUUGUAUAGCAAUUAGCAAUACUUUUCAGAUAGAAAUAAGUAUUUUAGCUUUAAAACAAGCAUUAUUCUGAGGUGGCGACUUGUCCAGGGUGUACCCCGCCCUCCGCCCGAUUGUAGCUGAGAUAGGCUCCAGCGCCCCCCGCCACCCCGAAGGGAGUAAGCAGUAGAAAAUGGAUGGAUGGAUGGACAAGCAUUAUUCAACAAGCAAUUCUUAAUUCCAGUAUCCUCGAAAUGUUGCAGAAUAUUUAAAACAACAUUUUCUAUGUGGGGACCAAAAUAUCUUAUUUGAAUAGUUAUUAUUAUAGUUAUUAAUAUCAAUUUUUUUUCAUUCUGUUUUUACUAAAAUAGACAAAAGAAAUAAGUAAAUAAGCUCUAAAUCUUUUAAAUCUUGGCAAGUGGCAAAUAAUUUGCAGUGCACCAAGACUUAAAUGUCAUGUAUGUAGAAUGUGUUGGGCAGUCUAGAAGGCUGAAAAAGAUGGCGGCUUGGAGAUGCUGCCAACUAAAACAGAGACUAUUGCAGUGUCACACGUUCCUUUAUUAUGAGGCCAGCGUAUUACACCAAUAUGGAAACAGUCCACAAGUAUUUAGGUCUUGCCCCAAUCCAAGGCUUUCAUGAACUCCUCCUCUGUGAAGGACAGCAGCUUGGCAGCUUCCAGAUGCAUCUGCACACCAAUAUACCAUACUCAACUUUUAAGCUUUUUUUGCCAGAGUAGAGAAACUCACCUUUUGUCUUUUGAGAACAUCAAUCAGUUUGAAUUGUUUCUUCAACCCGAUGAUGAGCUCUGUUUUCUGCCUUUUUAGCAGUUUGUUUUCUGCUAGUAAAUUUUCACGAUUCUGAUGCUCCUCGUUUGUCUUGUCCUUGAUUUAUGAAAAAUAAAAAGUUGUAAAAC